GUUAAAUGAGUUUGCAAAGGCCUGCUGCGUGUCCAGGGAGUGGGGUGCUCAUUGUGGGAGAAUGUUCGGUGCCGUCUGCCCGCCGGCCAAGAUGCUCCUUCGCUGGCCUGCCUGUGCCGUUGGAUGUACGAAGCCUUGGCGACGGCCGGUCCUUCUCUUCUGCACCGCUCUAAGUGAAGAGACUCCACCAACUCAGCGUAACCGGACAAAAUGGUCUUCUCUCGCCUGGCCUUCGUCGCGGUGGUCUUCCUCGCCAUACCUGCCCCGCCAUGCGCGGCUGACUGCGACGCCGAUGAGUUUGAGGUACGCUGCCCGCCACAUCCGUCCAUCCGUGUCGUUUUGUGUGCUGUUUGGCUAUGUUUGGCAGGACGAUGACGGCUGCGAACGUGCGUGAGUUCCACAAUACUGUACAGUGGCAGGCACACGCAUGACUGUGUUGUUCGUAUUGUUUGAAUCAUGCAAGGCAUCAUCGCGGGCAAUCCCGAACUCUUCCAAGAUGGCACCGGUGACGUCACUGCGGAGAGGUAUGUGAAGGCCAAUACCGCUGUUUUGUCGGACGGCACCGUCGUUGCAAGCGACAACGUCCGAUCUUCUAGGAACAUCAUUGCCCAGGGUGAGCUCCAUCGCACAAUGCACUAUUACUUCACUUAAGAUGACGACUGCAUGUAACGUGCAGGCACCAUUGAGGCGGGUAAUCCCAGCGAGUUCACUGAAAACGACGGCGACGUCAAGGCAGAAACCGAUGUCGAGGCUGAUCGGAGUGUCCGAGCUGGUAUCGACGUCAUUGCCGAAGACGACGUCAUUGCAAGAAACAACGUCAUUGCUGGCUCUGGUACGGGUGUCAUUGCUGACGGCGUGUGUCUGUAUUGCAAGCAGCGUUGCCAUGAAUGUAUUAUAGGUUCGGACUUCGACGGAGAAGUGAUCGGCGACAGUAAGCUCCAGGCCAUGUACCGACGAGUUCUUGUGACAAUGGUGGCUUGCUUGUGCAUCAGGCAUACGGACAGGCCAGCCAUCUGAACGGGAGGUUCGCAGAGGUGACAUCGGCGCGACAGCAGACCUGCAGGCCGACGACACAUGCUACUGCCCACAAGCGGUGACGAGACGCGCUUUUGCGCAUUCAUUCGAGGUCCGAGGCAACGACAGCGACCGUCCCUCGACACCCAUGGCUGAGUGGGGCGAUCGAAAUCGGUCGAUGGCGUACGAGGCCUUCAGACAGCUUCGUGUGCGGACUGGCGGCGAUGCUCGGCUUGGCCUGGCCGCCAAGGAGGUCCAAAGAUUGUUCCCAAUGGCCGUCAGGACGCUCCUGCCAGACGACGAUGGCGAUGAUGAUGCUGAAAGUGAGGCGGAGAAGAACGGGGAGAUGACCAUCGACCUCACUCAGCUGCUCUACACACAAAUGGCCGUCAUUCAAGACCUCAUCACCGAGAAGGAAGACCUCCGCAAGACGACUGGCGGCUUGACCAAGCGGCUUGAUCAGCUGGCCAAGGCUAACAAGGGGCUGAUGAAGGCGAAUGAGGCCAUGAUGGGUCGCAUGGCUCGUCUGGAGCAAGGCAGCAGUAAGAGCGAAAGCAAUGAGCCGUCUGGUCCGAUUGAGGCACUGCAGAAGAUGGCCAAGGGGCUCCUGGCGCCGUGACGAAUUUUUCGUUACUUUGGGAGUGUUAUGUGUAUGUGUGGCUGUGUGUGUGGAGUGGUCGAGUGUGGAGUGCCGGGCGAUUUUCUCGUGUGGUGGGGAAGACGUGCAGGGGUGUGGAUCCGUGUGCUCUUGUCCAAAGGGAUCGAAGGCACUGAAGCGCUGCGUGGGUGCUUGUGCUUGUGGAAUGGCUCUGCUCUCAGUGGAGAAUGAAAGACUGCGCGAGGGGGUGCGUGUGUGCGUCUCUGUUUCGUCUGUUGCACGUGGGUGCUUGACCCUAUGUGAUAUGCUCAGUGCAGAACGCUGCACGGUAGACUUCAUACGUAAGCCCUGUGUGUGUGUGUGUAUUGUGUGUGCGGGAGAGAAUGAUUGAGAGGGAUCUUAUGAAUUCAAUGGUAAACAAAUCCACUCAGUGUGAAGAGUGGUGUGAAGGGCUGCAGUCAGUCAGUCAGUCGGUCUCCGUGUCCUUCCCUCCCCUCCCACACACACACACAGGCCUCGUUCACGCACAAUCGUCCGCAACGUACAUGUCCACACAACACCCCUGAAGGCCGACAGACACACACACACCUCUCUCCC
This is a messenger RNA of Vitrella brassicaformis, 2209 nucleotides long. NCBI's taxonomy places the organism in Eukaryota, Vitrellaceae. The record is from the annotation of a GenBank genome assembly.